This is a messenger RNA of Kalmanozyma brasiliensis GHG001, 936 nucleotides long. Its product is annotated as Serine hydrolase FSH. The coding region runs from base 1 to 936 and encodes 311 amino acids. Lineage: Eukaryota; Fungi; Basidiomycota; Ustilaginomycetes; Ustilaginales. The record is from RefSeq and is a predicted model, not a curated record. Gene Ontology annotation, cellular component: cytoplasm; nucleus. The transcript is spliced from 2 exons.
AUGUCAGACCGCAAGACCAGGCUGCUGGCAUUGCACGGCAAAGGUACUUCUGGCAGGAUCAUGAAGACGCAGAUCAAGCCCAUCGUCGACGUUCUCGGCGACGUACUCGAAGUGCACUACAUGGAUGGUAGCGAGCUGUCGGCUCCGUAUCAAGGCAUCGAGAGCAUCUUUCCGAAACAGAAGUACUACGCAUGGUAUCAGCAGCCCACGCGUGAGGCUCUUCAGCUCGCUCACGACCGGAUCGCUAUGCGACUGUCUCCAUCGAUGGCUCUGGCCCUCACGCCACACGAGGUACAAGCAGGUCCAUUCGGAGCGAGCUUCCUGCCACAGGCGGCCGAUCUGCCCACUCCGCCCGAGACUCCGUCCAUUGCGACGCCGAUGUCCUCGACAGACCAAGCACCCAAGCGCCGAGUGUCGGACGACAUGGCUGUCGCACUCCCCAAGCUUGGCGAGACGGGUCGACCUUGGCUGCCGAACCCGAUUGCGGGCAUGGAGACGCCGAGGUCGUAUCCGAGUACGGCGGGCGUUCGAACGCCUCUGGAUGCCGAUUUCGCUCCGUAUGAUGGUCUGAUCUGCUUCUCGCAGGGAUGCGCGGCAUCGACAGGGUUGCUGUUGGCGCUCAAUGCCAGGCUCGGCUGCAAGGCACCCUUGCCUGUCCAGUUCGUGAUCCUGAUUUGCGGUGGACGGCCUUUUGAAGCAGAUGGAAGCAUGGAGAGGGUGCAAUCGACCAAGGUGACGCCCAUCGCGAUUCGGAGUGUCCAUAUCCAUGGCCUCCAGGACCCGAACUACGAAGAGUCGAAGCGGCUGGCCUGUCUGUACAGCGAUGUGCACAGAGAGGUGAUCGAGCUCGAUAUUGGCCACUGUCCGCCCAGACGCACUGCGGACGUCCAUCUGGUUGCGGCUGCCAUUCGCCGCACCAUCGCUGGACUGUACUGA